AUGAGACCAAAGCCACACUACGUAAUAGUUAAGAAAGAUGCUGAAACCAAUGAGGCAAUAUAUUGCACAAAGGAACCUUUCAUUAAGGCUCGAGUUAUUGUCAUUCGAUGGUUGGUGUCUUUCUGGCUUGAGCCAAAACCUCAUACAGGACCUCAUAUUCCUGGGAUGGAAGGUGAAAAUGUGCCAAAGAAUAUUCAGAGAGCAGCUGCUAGCAUGGCUUCAAGGGAGGACAGCAAAAACGACAGUACUGAUAAGCAGGAUAGAAAUGCAGAACCAGAACAAUCUCAUUCUAAUACAAGUACUCUAACAGAGAGGGAACCAAGUUCUUCCAGCCUCUGCAGUAUUGAUGAAGAGCAUUUAACUGAUAUUGAAAUUGUCAGGAGAGUCUUUUCUUCUAAAAGAAGCAAUGUUAAUUUUCUAACUGAAAUUUUUCGACAG
This is a messenger RNA of Ficedula albicollis (Collared flycatcher), 438 nucleotides long. RefSeq names its product ral GTPase-activating protein subunit alpha-1-like. The annotation marks the transcript as partial. The transcript is spliced from 2 exons. Gene Ontology annotation, biological process: positive regulation of GTPase activity. Gene Ontology annotation, molecular function: GTPase activator activity. Gene Ontology annotation, cellular component: nucleus; cytoplasm. The record is from RefSeq and is a predicted model, not a curated record. NCBI's taxonomy places the organism in Eukaryota, Metazoa, Chordata, Aves, Passeriformes, Muscicapidae.